AUGGUGAGAAUUGAAUGUGUGAAGGUGAUUGGUCUCAAGGAGGUGAAGGCCCUGCUAAGAGUGACCCAGGCUCAGAUCAUCAGAGGGAGGAUCCCAGGCCUGUCAGGACUCAAGAGAGUCAUGAUGUCUCAUAAUCAGAAGAGCCAGCCACAACCACAGGCACAGGACCUGGCGGAUGUCCAGGUCUCCAUGGCUGAGGAAGAGGCCAUACUGCCUUCUAAUACUCCAGUAGCCGCUGAGAUGGCAAGUCAUUCUCAGAAUCUUCAGAGAGCCUCCAAUGCCCUAGCUGUCAUGGCUGCCCUUCCAGAAGGCCAUGAAGCUUCCCCCAGUAACCAAGGAAAGGAUAUGGAAGGUGCUGAGCACUUAGAGGAGAAUGCACCGAGUAUAAAGGUAGCCGACUUAGUGCAGUUUCUGCUCCUCAAGUAUCAAAAGAAGGAGCCAGUCACUAAGGCAGAAAUAAUGGAGAGUAUCAUUGGGAAUUACCCAGAGAGUUAUGCUGAGAUCUUUGAUGAAGCCACUAAGAACAUGCGUCUGAUCUUUGGUAUUGAUAUGAAGGUAGUGGACCCUCCUGGGUCCUGCUAUGUCCUUGUCAUUGCCCUGGGGCUCACAUAUGAUGGGAUGCAGAGUGAUAGCCAGGGCAUUCCCAAGACGGGGCUCCUGAUACUUGCAUUAGGCACCAUCGCCUUUAAGGGCAGCCCUGUCUGUGAGAAGGUAAUGUGGUCUGUACUAAAUUUGAUGGGAGUGUAUGACAUGGAGGAUCACUACAUCUCUGGGAACCCCAGGAAACUGAUCACUGAGGAUUUUGUGCAGGAAGGGUAUCUGAGGUACAGGCAGGUGCGCUACAGUUACCCUGCUCAGUAUGAGUUCCUUUGGGGCCCAAGAGCCCAUGCUGAAACCAGCAAGAAUAAAGUUCUGAAGUUUUUGGGCAAUAUUGGUGAGCACCUGCCCUUUUGA
This is a messenger RNA of Jaculus jaculus (lesser Egyptian jerboa), 954 nucleotides long. RefSeq names its product melanoma-associated antigen 10-like. Bases 1 to 954 code for a protein of 317 amino acids. Lineage: Eukaryota; Metazoa; Chordata; Mammalia; Rodentia; Dipodidae. Gene Ontology annotation, cellular component: nucleus. The transcript is spliced from 3 exons. The record is from RefSeq and is a predicted model, not a curated record. Gene Ontology annotation, biological process: negative regulation of transcription by RNA polymerase II.